AUGGUGGACGUGCUCGGCCACCUGAGGGACGCGUCGCCGCGGGAGUUUGGCAGAUUGACGGAGUACGUGAUUCUGGAGAUCAGCCCCGCGCUGGCGGAGGCACAGGGCCGGCGGGCGGCGGAGGCCGGACUUGCUGACAAGGUGCGGGUGGUGAACGAGAGCGCCCUGGAGGUCCAGGAGAAGAUCUCGCACUCGAGGAACUGCUUCCUGAUCGCGCUGGAGGUGCUGGACAACCUGCCGCACGACAAGGUGGUCUUCAACCCGGAAGACCGCUGGGCGUGGCAGGCGGAGGUCAUGCCCGCGGACCACCCCGUCCUGCCCGGCUACCGCGACUUCCCGCAGGCCCGGCGCUCCCCGCCGGGCACCCCCGCCCGCCCCCCGUCCCACAAGGAGCUCUUCUACGGCGUGGAGGACCCCCUGAUCCACAAGUGCAUGGACUUCCUGGUCGAGGCGCAGGAGGCCUGGGACCACAAGCACGCGCCGCGGCCAUCCCCCAUGUGGGGAUUCGACUCCUGGCUGGCUUCCCACGAGACCAUGCUGCGGCCGCGCCCGGGCGGCGCCCACCCGGCGAGCCUGGCCGUGUGGGGCAAGUCCGGCGUGGUUUACCUGCCCACCGGCCAGCUGAAGCUCCUGAGGGCCAUCCAGAAAUUUGCCCCCCGCGCGCAGUGCAUAUUCGCGGACUUCGACGUCCUGCCGGGGCCCGUGAUGCCGGGGGCCAAUGGCCCCAGCGUGCGGUCGGUGGUGGCCGGGGAGGCGGUGGACCACUGGGACUACCUGGACCCCGAGUUCGGCACUGCGGACGUGAUGUUCCCCACGGACUUCUACGCGCUGCGGUACUGCUUCAACAAGAUGUUCGGGCGGCCCACGGCGCUGGAGUCCACGGCGGGGUUCAUGAGGAGGUUCCCGGAGGUGGUGGCGGGGACCACGGCGCGCGACGGGACGUGGCUGAUGGAGGUCGACUUCCUGAACACAAGUAUGCUGGUGGCGGAGGUUCGUGAUUGUGAGUGA
Messenger RNA from Ostreobium quekettii, 1008 nucleotides. The record is from the annotation of a GenBank genome assembly. NCBI's taxonomy places the organism in Eukaryota, Viridiplantae, Chlorophyta, Ulvophyceae, Bryopsidales, Ostreobiaceae.